This is a messenger RNA of Neodiprion fabricii, 2716 nucleotides long. RefSeq names its product sodium-dependent nutrient amino acid transporter 1-like. The transcript has 9 exons. Gene Ontology annotation, molecular function: L-amino acid transmembrane transporter activity. The coding region runs from base 251 to 1927 and encodes 558 amino acids. Gene Ontology annotation, cellular component: membrane. Lineage: Eukaryota; Metazoa; Arthropoda; Insecta; Hymenoptera; Diprionidae. Gene Ontology annotation, biological process: sodium ion transmembrane transport. The record is from RefSeq and is a predicted model, not a curated record.
AGAGUGAGUCGGAAAGCAGAUAUUGUCAAAAAACUGGCUUUGUGCGCCAUCUUUCCAAUACGGCAGCGCAAGCGGCAAAGAUACGAAGUGGCAAAGUAAAAACUCGAAACACGAGGACUAUGAUAAUGCAGGAUACGAAGAGGACACAGGCGCGAAAACUGAGAAUCCACCACCAUUUCAAUUCGACCAUCCGCCACCCGGCCCGAAAGCACCGGAAAGAAUUCAAUGGGGAUCAAGCUGGGAAUUCUUGAUGUCAUGUAUCGCGACCUCCGUGGGUCUGGGAAACAUUUGGAGGUUUCCUUACACCGCAUACCAGAAUGGCGGCGGAGCAUUUCUGAUCCCUUACGUUAUAGUUCUUUUCGUAGUCGGAAAGCCCUUUUAUUAUCUUGAGGCUACCCUUGGACAGUUCACCAGUCAAUCGUGUGUAAAUGUCUGGUCCGUAUCGCCAGCGAUGAAAGGAGUUGGAUAUGGCCACGCGCUUGCAGCAUUUUGGGUCGUUACUUAUUACUGUUCUUUGAUGGCGCUGACAAUAUACUAUCUAUUCGUGAGUUUUCAGUCAACACUUCCAUGGUCCUAUUGCCGAGAGGAAUGGGCUGGGACUUGCGUCGAUGCAAGCGGAUCGAGUAAUGUUACUUUGGACAAUACAACACUAUCGAGCUCUUCUGAAUUAUACUUCAGGAAGAUCGUUCUCAAAGAAAUAGACAGUAUCGAAGAUGGGAUAGGAGUUCCUUCGUGGGAGUUAACUCUCUGCCUUGCAGUCAGUUGGGUGUGUGUUUUCUUUGUUCAAUUCCGGGGUGUUAAGAGUGCUGGCAAGGCAGCAUAUUUUCUAGCCCUCUUUCCGUACGUGAUGAUGAUCACACUACUGAUCAGAGCACUGACAUUGGAAGGCGCCGCGAAUGGCAUACUCUUCUUUGUCACACCGGAUUGGCAUAAGCUUUAUCAACCAGGGGUGUGGUAUGCUGCCAUAACACAGUGUUUCUUCUCCCUCAGCGUGUGCAUGGGUGCGAUCAUUAUGUUUUCAUCGUACAACAACUUCCGUCACAAUCUCUACAGGGCUGUAAUGAUCGUUACCACAUUGGACACGUUCACGAGCUUCAUGGCUGGUUGCACGAUAUUCGGGAUACUCGGAAAUUUAGCACAUGAGAUGGGAACAGACGAUAUCGGCACCGUUGUUCGCAGUGGCACCGGACUGGCUUUCAUAUCGUAUCCUGAGGCAUUAGCGCGAUUUCCGGCAGUUCCUCAACUCUUUGCUGUUCUGUUCUUCAUAAUGAUGUUCGUGUUGGGAAUUGGCAGCGCGCAAUCCCUCGUCGGCGUAAUUGCCAGUGUGAUUACGGAUCGCUUCACAUCGUUCAAACAGAUGUACGUUGUCGGUGUCAUCAGUAUCAUCGGCUUUCUCCUGGGUCUCACAUACGUCACUCCGGGUGGGCAAUGGAUCUUGACUCUGGUUGACUAUUACGGCGGAACUUUUACAGCGAUCAUUGUUGGAGUGACCGAAGUUACAACUAUAUUUUGGAUUUACGGACUCAACAACUUUCUCAACGACGUUGAAUUCAUGUUAGGAUACCGACCGGGUCUUUACUGGCGUUUGUGCUGGCUGUUGAUUACACCCCUACUUAUGAUCAUUGUUCUCGUCUACACGUUUGCCGUUUACGAGGAUGUUACAUACAAUGACGAAUACUUUCCGAGUGCUGCUUACGCUUUCGGCUGGGUUAUCUUCAGUUUCGGAAUCAUUCAACUGAUAUUCUGGAUCUGCCUAGCUCUGAUUAAGAACAGGUCAUCAUCAAUUAAAUUGACUUUCCGGAGGGCGUUUACUCCAAAUAGGCAUUGGGGACCCACGGAUCCGAAGGAAAAUCAAGACUGGAAAGCAUUUUGUGCAGAACGGCGGCAAAAGUCAACCGGUGGACUCCGUAACCUCUUCUUAGGAUAAAAUUAUAUACGUAAAUUAUAGAUUCAUGUCGAUUGAUAAGCUUUGCCUGUCUACAUUUACAUUACACGUCUGUUAACUGUUACUUCCUAUAGAAAUAAUUCAGGAACCGUUUGACUAAGUUUAAUCCCUGCAGUGCCUACUAUGAAAUACAGUAUUGAAUACAGGUUUGACCGAACUAUAUUGUGCUAUUGUAUAGAGAGGAAAACAGCACACCUUAUUCUAAGCACAUUGAGUGUUCGAAUCGACUGCGCAUGCGCGAACUUUGUCGGAUCUUCGCGCAGGCUGGUUAACUCAAACUUGAGCUAUCAGUCUUGGCUGACGGAGGUUAUGCAUGUAACUGAUGAGAAUUUUUUUUAAGCUAUAACAGAGCUUUAAUAGUUGAUGUAGUGAUUUGAGAAGGCUAGGCAAACUUUCAUUGUUCACUGACUGAUGACUGAUAACUGCUACGAGUCAUCGAACAUAAUUUCAAUUGGCGAAUUGACGCCUCGUUUCGAGUAAGUUGGCUCCCCUGUCUUACAGCCGAAAAUAUUACCGUGGUAUAGACAAAUAGAAUCCAAUUGUUUUGCGCAUGCGUAGUCAGUUACUUACCCUGGUAAGUGUCAUUGUCUUGUCUUAAUAUACUAUUAUAAAAUAAUAUGCAGAUUGUGUUGUGAGUCUGCGUUGGCACAUUUGGUCUACAAUUUAUGUAAACGUAUUGUUAAAUAUAAACCUUUAUAUUAACAUUAAUAACCUGUCUAUUAAAUUUGAUUCGUACACAACAAGAUGUAUACAAAACCCAGAUGAAAUAAA